AUGACAACCAAUACUCUGCCCGAAGAUGGGAAGUACACUUUUAUAACCUCGACUCCUUCUUGUUCAGCAAAAGGGAAACAGGAGACGAAGACCCUAGUGCGAAGACAUGUGAUGCGUCCAUUCAUGAAACAAAAUCGACCAAAAAGGGCAAAUGAUCUGAAAAACAUUGCGCCAAGGUCUUUUGUGGGUGCGUCACCACUGCAAAUGUCCAUCUCACAUACGAAUAGAGAGAGGUUAGACGCGGAAUCAGAAGCAGAUGUUAAAAGCGGAGUACUAAUGGGCUUGCAAACCAAUUCGAUGAUUCUACUGGGUAAUGGCCGUGUGAAUCCCUUUCAAGCAUGGCCAGUUAAGAUGGAUACCCAAGAACAUGAGUUGGUGUAUCACAUCUGGGAUCCAGCACAAUGUUUCCAGCCAUUCAGAGACUUCUGGUUUCCGCUUGGUACCAACGAUUCCGCGGCAAUGCACUUGGUUCUGGCUAAUGUCGCCCUACAUCUUAAUGCUCUUAAAGGAAAUCGAGAGGAGGAUCGUGAUUCGAUGAUGUAUCAUCUCUCUGCUAUCAGAUCCGUAAAUCGGAGAUUGGCACAUUUUGAGGUGGAAAAUUCAGAUGGGAUUCUGGGAGCUAUACUUGGCCAUCUUCUCUCUAAUUCGGAGAGGUGGAAGAUCCACCAGACCGGCUUCUAUAAAAUACUGAGUUUGCGAGGCGGACUAUCAAGUAUCGAAAACAUCCCAUCAAUACGGCUCUCUUUGUUCUGGAUCGAACAUAAUAUGUCUAGCGACCUAGACAUAGUGCCUCUUUCUCCUCCACCUGUUCAAUAUCUUACGAAUCCUUAUCUUCUAAGGUAUCAAGCUGACGGCGAAGCUUGUUUUGUUAGCAUCUGUGAGCACUCUGCUAUCACGUCUUUCGUUUCUGUGGAGAUUCUUGAUAUCAUGAGACAGUUGAGUAUCCUCACAGUCACGAUAGCUCGUGAGAAUCAAAAGAGAAACUUAUCAAAAGAUGCUCAAUUUCUUUGGGGAGACCAAAACUUUGCUGGCCUGUGCGUCUAUCCAAUCUUGUCGAGACUUUUAACUACACAGAAAGACAUAAAGCAUGAGAUCGAAGACUUGUGUAGGAUUGGUGGGCUUCUGUUCAUAGCGCAGACAAGAAGAUGGUUUGGCGUCGCACCUGUGUUGACUAACGUGCUUAUCACCAAGCUGCGUCGAUUACUGGAGAGCGAUGGCGACGUAUGGAAUGCUAAGGUGAAUAGUCUAAGAGUAUGGACUCUUGUUAUGGCCGGCUGCGCAGCAACUACAGAGGAUGAGAGAUCGUGGAUAGCUGAAACCCUGAAACGGGAUGUCUUUGACUGGUCCGAGUUGGAGAACGUGAAGGAUAUGUGGUGGAUAGAUGAAAUCUUCCAGGUUGGACUGUUGAAUAUGGAGACAGCAUUCUAUACGCUCCAGGAGAUUAAUUAA
Botrytis fragariae is the source of this 1449-nucleotide messenger RNA. RefSeq lists its product as uncharacterized. NCBI's taxonomy places the organism in Eukaryota, Fungi, Ascomycota, Leotiomycetes, Helotiales, Sclerotiniaceae. The coding region runs from base 1 to 1449 and encodes 482 amino acids. The record is from RefSeq and is a predicted model, not a curated record. The transcript is spliced from 3 exons.